UAUUUCACUAGAUUUACAUUGACCGGGAUAUAGACAGUUACUUGUUUUGAGCUCCCGAUAUUUAUAUUUAUUUUCGGAAAUAAUUGUGCAGUGAUAAUGAUCCUAAGAUUGAUGUGUUUUGUGUGUGUGGUUGGGUUUAGUGCGGCGCUUAUAACUAAAGAAAUCUGCAUAAAAUGCGUCCCCAUAAAAGAGUGUCCUGUGUUCGGGAACCUGACGAAAGCGGAGCAGAAGCGGUGGACAUCCGACUUCUCCUGCAGACUUCCUAACCUGGAUACAUCCGGGCUGACUCCUAAUGCUAGAGACUAUAUAUGCUGUCCUCAUACGAACGCAGUCAACUUUGCAAACCGAAGACCAGAGAGUCAUGCAUCACAAAUCAGUACAAAACAUCCAAGAUCUACCGACAAUUACGAUUCAACGCCAAACCCUGACGAAUAUGAGAGGCAAAGACAGCCAGAAAAUGUAUGGAUGACCCAAGAAACUAAUGAUAAUGGGAAAGAAUAUGAUAGUCAACGCAUGCUGUUUUGGCAGCAAGGGUUUGACAGUAUUUUUAAUAGACCAAACAGGCCUCUUCAGAGUAUGUUUGGGAGCAAUCCGUUUCAAAACCCGUACUUCAUGGGGAAACCGAGGACGCAACCUAAUCAGAGGGGGCCGAGAGGGCGCACAGGCGGAUUCGGCCCAGGAUCGGGUGGUUUCGGCCAAGGAUCGGGCGGAUUCGGUCAAGGAUCGGGCGGAUUCGGCCAAGGAUCGGGUGGUUUCGGGCAGAACUCGGGUGGUUUCGGGCAGAACUCGGGUGGAUUUGGACAAAGUUCAGGUGGAUCCAGGCAGAAUUCGGGUGGCUUCGGACAAGGUUCGGGUGGUAAUGGGCAAUGUUCAUUGACAAGUUUCCCGCCGGAACCCAACAAGGGUUGCUGCGGUCGGGAUGUGUCUGAUGCUGACAGGAUCAUAGGUGGAAAGACAACAGAGAUCGACCAGUUCCCUUGGACGGUGCUACUGAACUCUAAAUUCACGAAUGGAAGAACGACGGCCGAGUUCAGUUGCGGCGGGUCGCUAAUCAGUGCGCGCUAUGUACUCACAGCCGCUCACUGUUUAUAUGACGAGACCUCUCGACUGUCAGAUGUCGAAGUAUAUCUAGCGGAAUACGACAAGCGUACGUUCCCUCGCGACUGCAUGAUCAGUCCUGGCGAAGGACGGAGGUGCAUCGAAAACAUCGCUAUGCGGGCUGAAGACGUAGUGCUCCACCCUCAGUAUGAUGACACUAGACUGCAGAAUGACAUAGCCUUGAUACGGCUAAAAGGAACCGCUCCUUACACAGACUACAUUCGCCCAAUCUGCCUGCCCCUAAUAAACGUGGACAGCCCUGACUUUUCCAACCUGCCUUUAUCCGUGGCCGGCUGGGGCCGGAACGGCCGCUACCAAUCCGACGUGAAGCAAUCCACAGUCGUCCACCUAGUGCCCCAAGGGGAGUGUAAGGCGCACUACCCGCACCUGACGCGAAGGCACGUGUGCGCAGCGGGGCACACUGGGGAAGACACGUGCAAGGGGGACUCGGGGGGGCCCCUCAUGAUGCUGUAUAGAGGGAAGCACUUCGUCGCGGGCAUCGUGAGCGGGAAGAGGGCCGACUCGCCUUGCGGGUCCACAGUGCCGUCGCUCUAUACUAAUGUGUUUAACUAUUUAGAUUGGAUUAAGGCUAAUAUCCGAAAUUAGAGACUUUGCAAGAUUUCUGAUAUUUUUAAAUAAAAUUUGAGAUAAUUAUCUUAAAACAAUAGUUAUAAGAUGACGCAGAUCUUAGAUUUGAACAAUGUUAAUAACGUGACGU
Messenger RNA from Leguminivora glycinivorella, 1816 nucleotides. Its product is annotated as serine protease easter-like. The transcript has 6 exons. Lineage: Eukaryota; Metazoa; Arthropoda; Insecta; Lepidoptera; Tortricidae. Bases 97 to 1704 code for a protein of 535 amino acids. The record is from RefSeq and is a predicted model, not a curated record. Gene Ontology annotation, biological process: proteolysis. Gene Ontology annotation, molecular function: serine-type endopeptidase activity.